AUCAAUUGUUGUUAAGCAAGACCUAUAAGUAAGGUGUAUAAAAGCUGAUGCUGGUAUACUGAAUAUUUAUAGUUUUUACUGGCAAGAAAAGAACUAACCACUGAGCCAAAAUGGUUUUCAAGGCUGUUAUCAUCUGCACGUUCGCCUGCAUGAUCCAGGCUAUCAGUGGCCAGAGUUGCUACAGAGUUCUUGGUUCAUCUAGUGACUGCAAGUCCAUCGCCAUUUCCAACAGUGGUGGUGACCUGCUCAUCACUGCUCUCGGCCCCAUCGCGCCCUCCGGCAUCGCUCUCGCCACCGAGCUGGGCCUGUCCGGUGACCUGGAUCUCUCCGGCGCGCUGCCGUACCUUAGCGCAGUGGAGUUCCAGGGCCAGUUCGACACCAACGGCUUGACGCCUGUGUCCUACGGCUGCGGAGACUGCGUCGCCAUCACGCAGGAGCUCGGCAACCCGAGCGGCCUCAACGCCAACAUCAACUCUGGCUCCAAAAUCGUCAGCUGCGGUUGUGCCAAAUACUAAGAUAUACACAUAUUUUUUACAAAUAAAAAAAAGUAAUUAACCA
Cydia pomonella (codling moth) is the source of this 558-nucleotide messenger RNA. Its product is annotated as chorion class CB protein M5H4-like. Gene Ontology annotation, molecular function: structural constituent of egg chorion. Gene Ontology annotation, cellular component: egg chorion. The transcript is spliced from 2 exons. Bases 111 to 515 code for a protein of 134 amino acids. The record is from RefSeq and is a predicted model, not a curated record. Gene Ontology annotation, biological process: chorion-containing eggshell formation; multicellular organism development. NCBI's taxonomy places the organism in Eukaryota, Metazoa, Arthropoda, Insecta, Lepidoptera, Tortricidae.